Molecule: messenger RNA, 2237 nt
Organism: Camellia sinensis
Lineage: Eukaryota; Viridiplantae; Streptophyta; Magnoliopsida; Ericales; Theaceae
Source: RefSeq, a predicted model, not a curated record
AUGUGUGGAGCAAAUCUGGCUAGCUCCGUGAACUUGGCAUCAUAUUCUGCCACUGUACCCCCUUCUUAUUUCACUGCUUGGAACUCUAAUGCCUUCCAUUUGCCAUCGUUGCCUGAUCCGGAAAGUCCAUCUGCAGAGGUAGUUGUUGCUCUGGUACUUGUUGCUACUGUUGCGGUUGUGGUUGUUGCUAUGGUUGUUGUUGUGGUUGUGGGCAUCCUUGCAGCCAUCGCUAGCUUCUUCGUCGCCACCCUACUCUUCACCCUCAUGCUCACCCUCUGCCGAUGCGGCAAGAACCGAAACCAACAAACCCGAACUCGGCCCAAUUCCCAGCUCUCAAUCCCCAUUGGCGAGAGCGCCUCAUUCGACCCCUUUCUAAAUCGGGUCUCUAUGCCGGAGCUCGUCUAGGUCUCCAUGCCGGAGGUCAUCUAGGCCACUCGUAACUUCUUGCCGGACCUCAUCAUUGGCGACGGCAGCUUUAGCCUCAUCUACAGGUCCUGCCUCGUUAACGGCGUGACCGUCGCUGUCAAGAAGCUCAGCAGCGAUGCUUUUCAAGGGUUUCGAGAAUUCCGGGUUGAGAUGGAAACCUUAGGUAAGCUCCGGCACCCCAACAUCGUCACUAUCCUCGGGUAUUGCGCCACGGGUUGGGACCGGAUCCUAAUUUACGAAUUUAUCGAGAACGACAGUCUCGAUCAAUGGCUACUCGACACGUCAUCGUCGAAGAAUGACGUGUCAACAUCAUUAGUUCCGAGGCUGCCGUUGUCUUGGGAAACAAGGCUUAAAAUUAUUAAAGGUGUGGCCAAUGGUUUAGCAUAUGUGCAUAAUUUAGACACACCAAUUAUACAUAGGGACAUUAAAGCUAGUAAUGUGUUACUUGACAAGGAGUUCGAGGCACACAUUGUUGAUUCUAGGUUGGCUAGGAUAAUUGAAAGUUCGCAUUCCCAUGUGUCCAUCCAAGUGGCCGGAACAAUGGGUUAUAUGCCUCCAGAGUACUUACUAGGGGCCACUACCGCCACUACCUUUGGCGAUGUGUACAGUUUUAGGAUUCUUAUGUUGGAAAUUGCAACUGGGAUUCGACCCAAUUUGCCAUUUAAGGCAGAGGAUGAGGGGGAUUCCCAGGAAAUGAGGUUGGCUGAGUGGGCUAGGAAGAUGGUGGAACACAAUAAGCAAAUGAAAAUGCUUGAUACAACUAUUUCUAGAGAUGGGUUGGGAGAAGCUGGGGUUGUAGAGUUUUUCAGGAUUGCUAUGUCUUGUGCUAGUGAUAUUUGCAAGGAGAGGCCUGCAAUGAAAGAGGUGGUGGACUUGUUGAAUGGGAUUUCAACUUGAGAAAUUGUACUUUUGGGCAGCUGUGGCAAAUUGUGAUCUUGUUGUCCAAUGCUUGUAUGAGUGUUUGAUUGCAAAUUUGAUGAAGAGUGAGGACAAGUUUGUUGUAGUGUUCAUUUUGCUACCAUGGUCUCAAUCAAGUGAGCUCAUGAUAGGGGGGAUGGAAAUAGCUUGUGGAGCCAAAUAACAAAGGUAAAUUACGUAAGCAUGAUUAUUUAUAGUUUUAUGAUGGUGUAAAGCAUCUUUAGGUUUUUUUUUUUUUUUUAGGUGAAUUGGGCAAGUUUUAGAUAGUUUCUUUUAUCAGAUAAUAUCAUAUGAUAAUUCAUGAUGUGAGAAUAUAUUGUGAAAUAUAUUGUGAGUCUUAAAAACUUAAUUUAGAGUCCUAUUAGAGGUAUGAUUGUAUUAAAGUCAUGAUAGUAUUGUAUUUGUAUUUUCUUUUUGGUUUAGGAGUUAGGGCUAUAUAUAUUCUAAGGUCUGAUUGUAACUGGUACACAUUGAAUAUAUGAGAUACAGAAAGCUAUUCAGAAAUCUUACAUGGUAUCAGAGCCGUGUUCGAAAACUUAAGGUCACGAUCAGUCUUCGCGAACCCUAGUACCGUUGCCUCUCUCAGCCGCUGCCGUCGUCACUUCAGCCAUCGCCUCUCUCAGUCAACGUCGCUUCUUAGUCAUCGUCGCCUCUCUCAGCUAUCGCCUCUCACGCCGUCGCUUCUCUCAGUCUACUUCAGCAUCGCGAUUGAUUCGCGAUCUAUCUCCUUCUCUGGUUCUCUCUAGUUUUGCUAAUCGACCACACCUCGUGGUUCGUUGGGCUGAUUCGAUCGACUGGUUUGUCUUGCUGCUCUGUUUGUCUGUGUGUGUGUGUGUGUGUGUGUGAGAUCGUGUUUUAAGCCCUACUACUUGGCGUUAAAAAUAUAUAUAUAU